This is a messenger RNA of Schistocerca piceifrons (Central American locust), 6300 nucleotides long. RefSeq names its product protein FAM117B-like. The coding region runs from base 175 to 1491 and encodes 438 amino acids. The record is from RefSeq and is a predicted model, not a curated record. The transcript is spliced from 8 exons. NCBI's taxonomy places the organism in Eukaryota, Metazoa, Arthropoda, Insecta, Orthoptera, Acrididae.
AGUCGUGAAAGUCGUUCACUGUGUGGGGUAGUUGUGUAAGAAGAGAAUUGUUAAGAAUAUAGUGGAUGUGGAAUGGAUGGCCGAAUGUGCUCGGACGAUUCGCGAUAGCUCUCUCUUUUACAUAUCAUUAAUUAAAUAAUCGACAGCAUAAAUCAUUAUCAUCUACAUGACAAAAUGUCGGGACAGGGUUCACAGCGGGUUCCAAAAUCGUCGCCUUGCUCCUCAUCAAAGCAGGGUCCAAUGAGAGCUACACUGCCCAUGUCGUCCCUUUUGAGACAAGGAAGUAAUAUCAGAAAAAGUAAAAGCAACAGCCCUACGUUAUCGCCAACGUCCGCCUGGAAAACGAGAAUAUCACCGGAGGCUUCUUUAUCGGGUCAAAGAAGCCCCGGAUCUUUGAGUUAUAAAGGCAAAUCGAAAACCUUAAAUUCUCGUUCAAGUCAUGGGUUUAGUGGCAAUAACGUCAUUCGACGUACAGCUUCCUUGGACACAAUAUAUUUGAAAGGACAGUGGCCAAAAGAAAGUUUCUACAUGUAUUGUGGCCAUCUCCUGGUAGACAAAGCCACACAGACGGAAGAGUGGACCAGUGAACAAAGAAAGUCAUAUAGGUAUUCAGAAUCUGGAAGUAAUGAAGAUAAAUUAGAGAAAUAUAUAAGGCAUAGGUUGCAAAGAACAAAUAAGGAAGGUACAAGUAGCCGUGAGAGGACUGCUGCUUUUGGUUUGAUCUUGCAACAGAGUACAACAGUACCCCUUAGCGAGCAUGCGCCAACAUUGCUGCCUAGUACGGGUACGAACACCAUGCCUGCCACUGCCACAGUGAAACCAAUAGUGCCUCGGCCCACAAUGAGGAGUUCGAUAGAGGGGCUGAACCAAGAGAUAGAGAGGCUAGUGCUGAAAGCUGGAGGCGGUCCACAGGAUUCUGAAAGGGAAGAGGAGAAGUUGCAGACAUACCAAGCGACACCAGAAGGACACCGAGCGCCACUGGCAGAUCUGCUGAGGUCGACACGUUCAGUCAACACGCAGACUCCAGCUGGUGGUGAUUUUACAGGGAGUUCUCAAUCUUCAGGUGGCAGUAGAGGAUCAUCUCCAGACCAAGAAACUAGCCGGCUAGGUACUUCACCGCACAUAAACAAGUUCCUCGCAAGGGAGCCCCCCGAUGGCUGUGAAAAAGUAAACCUUAAGUUUAUAGAAGAUACAAGGCCAAUGAUAGACUUAACAAAAAUGGAUUACUGCCCCCUGAAGCCCUGUGUUACUUUCGAGCUGAAACCGAGUCUGGGCUCAGCUUUCUACCCACCACAGCAGCAACGUGCUGAUAAUGCGAAUGGAGAUAACAGUCCAGCAGUAGCACCAACUACUGAAGAUAUGAGUGAGGCUGACAGUUCAGCUGCUGGGCCCAGUGACAUCACUGAUGCUGCUCCAGUGCCUGCAGCAUGCUCGUCAGACGAUACAGCACCAGAAUCGGCGUCUGCACCUGUUCCAACGGACACUGUCUAGGCAGAUGACAUUUGAGCAUUUGGAGCGGUCCUCUGCCCGCUCGACACUUUUCCCAAGCAUAUCUCCCAAGAGUAACCCUUCAGCAUGCAAGCAUAAUUAUCAAAUUGUUAGAUGAUGGUCCAAGAUGGAUCUCGCUUUCUGUUAGAAAACCAGUUUUUUAAACCAGGAAAUGUGAAAAUUGUCUUAGAGCACUUGAUGUACAUGAUACAGACUUUGGAAGGAGUGUACAAAUCCACUUCUAUUAUUAACUGGCAUUCCAGUUCAUUGGUCAAAUUAUGGCGUGUGCAGACAGUUUCUUCACGCAAUUUAAGUUUUGAGAAUUUAUUUUUUAUAUUGCUUUCUGUGUGCUAGUGUGUUUGAUCAUCUUCAGCUGUUAUGGUUCAUCAAAUAUCCUUUUAGCUGGUAUUGCUGCUGCAGUUUUGGUUUGUGCCCUUCGAUUUCCAUGUUGUUACAUUCCUACAGACGACUUUUGCUUUUGUGAAUGGUAUUGCAGCAGCACGUUAAAGGAUGAGUGCCUUAUGAAUGAAGUUGUUUGCAUUUAACUGCAAAGCUUGUGCUUCAUUUAUGUGUAUAAAAUGUGUGUGUGUGUACAUAAUGACAGACUGGAACUGGAACUUCAGUUGGUAAUAUGAAGCUGGACAUUUCAAGGGAUUUCUCAUUUUGUGUGAUGGCAGUGAGCUUACUGUUGGCUUAAGUUUUUUUGAUGAUGUGUGAGAAUUUUUUGUGGGAGUGAAUAAUAAUGAUUUGAGAUGAAAACAUGUUUUGUGUAAUUUAGCUCUUGAUUCAUUGGUACUGCAGCAGGACUGACUGAAUGUUUUACACACACACACACACACACACACACACACACACACACACACACACACAGAGUGGAAUCUUGAGACUGAAGAGUAGUAAAGGUUAAUCAUUAGUUGAAAAUUGAUGCAGUUGUUUCUUGUUACUGGUGAAUGUACAGCUUAAAAAUAAGUGGCAUUUUCCAGCAUGUCAUACAUAAAGUAAGAUGUAAAUAUGUUCAUUACCAAUAUUGUUUAAUGUUACUAAUGCUUUAAUGAGCAGUACCCCUUUCAAAAUUUGAUGUUUUCAGUCUUGCAGGUUACCAAAUUACUGAUAAGAGAACUUUGUGUUAAGUUUGUAAUAAAACAGUGUACGUCCUUUCAUUACAGACCAUCCUUUUAUAGCAGAUUGCAAAUUAAAUAGACAUUGAAGUACAGACAACUAAUCCAUUUUUUAAUCUGUUGGUCACAUGUUUCCAAAUGCUUCAUUAUUAUAUUUCAAUUUCCAUAAACAAGCAGUGUGUGCCUCAUUGCACCAUUCCUUCAUACUAGCACCCUGCGGACUAGUUGGUUUAAAAUAUUUCUUGCUAUUUACAAGUUUACCCAAGAACUCCUGCUAUGAUAGGGUGUUUAGUCUCUAUCUGAUACUGCUUUCCUGGUUCAUUUUCAUGUUCUUUAUGUAGUAUGCAAUUCUUACUUUUCCAAACAUGUAAAUGUCAUUAAUUUAUCAUCCAGUAUUACUGAAAUACAGCUUCUACUUUAGUUUCUAAUAGUUAACAUUCAUUCCCAGUAUUGGUGCCACCAGCCUUUAUAAUUCUGCGCGUAUCUGCUCAACCAAAACUAGAAACCCUUUUACUGAAGAUUUUUGUUUAAUCUGAAAACAUUAACAAAAAACAAUUUGCCAUGACUGUACUUUUGGGGCUAAAUAUUUUAAAAAGAAACAAUUGCUAAUUCUUAAAAAAGUGAAAAAGUGUAUUAUUGAAGAGUUUUUGUGUAACCUGUUAUUGAAAGUGUCCAUUGAUAGUUAGUUUUUGGGGGUAGUGUGAUAAAAGUAACAUGGUUUCACAAAACACUUUUAUCAGUUUACAUAUUUUUAAAAAUCUGCCUUGUGAAGAUGUUUGUUUGCCAACAAAUUUUCAAGUAUUUAGCACCAUAUAAAUGUCACUUCACAGCAUAGCAAACAUGUACAGAUCACUUAAUAUCAGGUGAGUUUGGAACACAAUACUAUGAAGGGACUGAUCCUCAGGUCACAGAUUUCCACUGGCUCUUUAUAUUAUAAAGGAAGGUCCAUACUUAUAUGUUUAGUAAAAGGUUUUCUACAAUUUCGCCAAAAAAGUCACUGAGUUGACUACAGUGAAUAAAGAUGAACUAUUAAGGGAGUAAGAAUAUUUUAUUCAAUUGAAUUCAUUCAUUCUUUCAUUCAUUAAUUCUUUCAGUUGUAGCAAACAGUGUGAACCAUUAAGCUACCAGAAGCUAAUUGACAUGAUCUCUGCUCUGGAGGAGUUAACAUUUUUGAAGCAAAAUAUAUAUACAAUGAAAACUGACUAAUUUUAGAAUGUAUUCCCAAAGCUGAAAUGAAUGUUGAAAACAACUAAAGCUUCAGAAGCCUCCAUUUUAUAUUGAUUUCUGAAAUAGAAUAAAAAUAGGCCACAGAAAUUUUUUUGGUUCGAUGGUUCAUCUUCAGUAUCAUACCUUUGUUGCUAUGAUAUGCUCUUGUGUCUGAACAUGUUUGGGAUAGGUGAUAUACAGAAGCUGAUACAGAAUUUUUCCAUUUAUGAACUUGCCAGAGAUUUAUUGGGAACUGAAAACAUGUACAAUGCUAUUGUAAGGAUUUCAUUAUUAUAAAACAAUUUAUUUCAUUCUUCAGAUUGGGUACUACAAUUUAUUAUGUGACUGUCAAGAAAGACUUACGUUCUGUCCAGAAACUGAACACAGAAGAAAGCAGAUGAAGUGACAUCUUGAUUGAUGUGACAUAUUUUGAUAGCUCAUUUGGAAAAGAACUUCAAGCAAAUUAUAGAGAUUCAUUGAUCAGUUUGUCCAGCACACAUACACUUAGAACUAUGACAAGUGUAUGAUUUGGCUUAAAAAUGUCACAUAUUAUAAAAACAGGUAGGAUUUCUUCACUGUAAUAAGUGACAACUUGCCAGUGUGAAAACACUCAAGUUAGGAAUAGCAAGAUUAGCUGAAUAGAAAUUAAGUCACUCACUUUCAUAGGAAAGUACAAAAUCAGUUGUUUAUUAAUCGCUGUCUAAUUUGUCAUACAGUUAUCAUAUAUUACAUCCAUUGGUUUGAUUUAUGUUUGUAUUAAAAGGGUGCUUUGCUUCUUGCCUGUAAGCACACUGUGUUAGCUAAAAACUUCUCACUCCUUGCACAUAUUGUCCUAGAUGUCAGACGAUUUAAUAAACGGACAAGCAUUUGGUCUUCCAUGAAUUAUUGUUCGAAUGAUUGUCGCCGAUUCUGAAUUAGUCGUAUAAAUAAUUGCUGAUAUUGGUAUCACUUAACUAAGAUGGAUAACUUUCAAAAAAUUAAUGAAAGAAAAGAUUUUCAAGCAACAGUGACAAUUUCUGCAAUAAUUUGAUCUUGUGGAAGUAGCUCAUUUGAUUAUUUAUAUUACUUUUGAGGUAACACAGCAAAAACUUUUUUUCUGAGUCUAGCUGUUCGUUUGCAGAAAGAAAUAAUUUGCAUACAAUUUUGUGAUAGUGACAGUAUUUUUACCUUCAGUUUCUCAAAAAUAAACUGUCAUCUUGCAGUUCUGUAUUUAGUCAUUUUGUUGGAAAUAGUGUUGGUCAAGUGUUUAUAAUUGUUCUGCACCCUUAGCAUAUUACUGGUUUCAGAUCACUGUUAAUAGUAAUUACAUGUAACAAAGAGGACUGUUCAUUGCAAAAAAGUUUUGUUAUUACUUAGUUGACUGUGUACAGGUUGAGAACAUAAACUACAUGAGAGCUGUUAUUGAUUACUGAGAUCUGUCAGUAAAAGUCUCCAUUUCAGUUCUUCAAACAAUAAGGCAGGAAGCUUACAGCUUCAUUCAGAGCUCUUGAUCUUUCAAACUGAGUUCUAGAAAAAGUCAGUAUGGUACAUCAUCUUCAUAUAUCUUUAUUAUGGUGUUUCACUUGAUUUUCACUAUUACUACUUGGUUCCUUGUUUCAUACCACUUCUAUUCAUCAAGCAAGAAGAAAUGCUCUUUAUUUGCUCCUUGUUUCGCCCCUAGUCAGAUAACUUCAUAAAGACUUAGAGUUUAUAUUGUGGCAAUUAAGGUAUUAAACAUUCCACUGACCAUGUCCCAGUGUUGUAAACCAUAUUUUAAGAUAGUGAAGAGCACAGAUACUUUCAGCAAUGGCUUAAAAUUUGUCUUCAACACAAUCAUGAUUUUUAAGAGGAGGAAACAUUUAUUCUUUGUCAAAAUUCCAGUAGAUGUGGAACACCUUCAGCAAGCUUUAGGUUUCAGAAUUGACUCGUGUAGUUUCUGUAAUAGGCUAACCUGCAUGCCUGAAAACAUAUAUAUAAAGACUGGAAAGUUGAAUUUUCAAUAUGAGGAAAGCUGCAGUGAAAGUGGAUUAAGUUUCCACUGUUUGGUACAAUUUCAGGCCACCCAGAAAGCACCUGUCAGUAGUCCAGAAGAUUUAUGUUAAAACACACAACUUCUGUUUUACUUUUAUGUAUUUAAAUUGCACAAAUGCAUUGUGAAAUGUACAUAGGUGUGUGUGUGUGUGUGUGUGUGUGUGUGUGUGUGUGUGUGUGUGUGUGUGACGGAAUGAAUGAAUGAAUGAAUUUGUACACAUUCCUUUAUGUUGUGUUUUGUCUCUUUUGUUGAUGUAUUGAUAGCCUUAAAUUUUGUUUUAAACUUCCUCAUGAUUAGCUUUUCCUUAGACCAGUCGUGUGAAUAGCCAUGGUAUUGUUAAAACUUAAAUUCUGCAACACAUAUAGAAAUUACGAUAAAAACUAUCACAUUCCAGCCUACUGUUUUUUGUCGUCUCAGAAUAUUUUAUCUCUCACUUUGGACAGAACAUAAUAAUAAUUACUGUAACUUAAUUUCAUA